This is a messenger RNA of Rotaria sp. Silwood2, 1416 nucleotides long. The record is from the annotation of a GenBank genome assembly. Lineage: Eukaryota; Metazoa; Rotifera; Eurotatoria; Philodinida; Philodinidae.
AUGGUUCAAGCAGAAAUUAAUAUGAUCAAUGCUACUGCUGAUGCUGUUAUUCCACUAGGCGGCUGGUGUUCAAAAUGGAGAAAAUUUUGGAAUAACUAUGAAUGGCGCAUGCGACACUAUUUCUAUAUACAUCUUUCGGUGUUCUUUUGCAAUACAUUGUUGUGUGGUGUCAUCGUCUGGAAUAUUGAACAAAAACGUGUGUCCUACCUUGACUGUUGGUUUACGAGUGCAACAUGUGUAUUCACGUGUGGAUUGGAAACCUAUGAUUUCGGAUCAUUCAGUCAAGCAUCACAAAUUAUAUUACUUAUUUUUACAGUAAUAUCGGGUAUUACUGUGAGCACAAUUCCGGCUAUUUUUAUCAAGAUUUAUCGAGUCAAACGCGAAAUAACGCCUGAUGAAGAAAUAUUUUCAUCGACUGUCAAUGACAAUAGUUUGCCAAUUACACAAAUUGUUCAACUUAAUUCUUCUGAUCCUGUAUUGAAUCAACGUCUUCGAUUACUGCCUAGCUAUGCAACAUUCGAUAUAAGUUUACUUUCGGCCGGAACUUUGAUCAUUUUUGUUCUGUUGAUGGGUAUCAAACCUCAAAUGUUGUGUGCAAUUAAUGAAACACCAUUUGAAAUGGAAUGGAUACUUUUGCAAACACAACAAACACUGGAAAAUAACGUAUCUAAUGGAAGUCAAAAUGCUAAUUUUAAAAUUUUCUUACCAUUUAAUCGAAUGCAAAAUUAUCUUUUGCGAAAAGGUUCGAUUACUAAAGCUCAAGCAAACAGAUACUUUGCUUCAACAAUUUCUAUCAAUCGUGUUGAAGCAGCUCUUGAUGAACUUAAUGACAAACGAAAUCAACAUCGUUUGAGUAUUACAUCUGCUGACAUGCGUUAUGUGAGAAAUCGAAACGAAGAAAACACUCAAAGUAAUAUUCAUAUAUCUUUACUUCGCAUGAAACUUUUUUUGAUCACUUUCUGUCGACAUGCCAUUCUCAGUUUCUUCAGUCUUCUUGUAUCGACUCGAUCAUGGCUAUUUAUCUUUAUCUUUCUUAUUUGCACAUUUGAAGCGUCUCGUAUGAUACCCAGUGAUCCAACUAUUACCGUAUUUCGUGUGAUAUUCGAAGUGAUUAGUGCCUUUGGUGGAUGUGGUUUUUCCAUGGGAUUUUCGAAAGGAAUGCCGAGUCUUGUCUCUAUUCUCACGUCACCCAGCAAAGUUGUAAUCAUACUUGUUAUGUGCAUGGGUAGACAUCGAGGUUUACUCGAUUCAAUGAAAGAUCAAGAAGAGAUCGAAUAUAGUGCACAAAUUCUUAUUGAUAGUUGGAAACAAUUAGCGAUACUUGAAUAUCAAGAAAAGAAAAAAUUAUUGGAUGAAAAAUUCAAACCAACAAUAUCUGUUCGUUUUCCAACGCCACCACUAGUCACUCGCUUUUGA